AUGACUUUCUCGAGUUUGAGGACACGGACUCUGAAGACGAGGAAGAGAUUGAAGAAGCGAUGGACGAUCUCGAGGCACCACCAUAUGAAUCUGAAAAUGAGAAGAACGUUUGGAUUUGGAGGUCAUCGGGACCAAAACCCCAGUGAAGGGGAAUUCUGGAUCGAGAAAACAGAGAAGCUGCUAGACCACCUACAUUGCGGAGAAGAAGAGAAGGUCAAUUGUGCCACCUUCAUGCUGCAAGAUGAGGCAGAUAGAUGGUGGAAAGGAGUCAAGAGGGAAAUGAGCCCUCGAGCUAGGGCACCCUACAUCACCUGGGAGCGAUUUAAGGAACUCUUCAAUGAGAAAUACCUUUCCCUGAAUUUAAGAAUGAAGAAUGAGAGAGAAUUCAUGGAGCUAAAACAAACCGGAGACAUGACUGUCGCCCAAUACGAGGACGCUUUUAGCCGAUUGAUCAAGUACAUGCCUAUUUACGAAGGGGACGAAAGAAUCAAAGCUCAGAAGUUUUGGGGGGGACUAAAUUCGAAGCUUCAGAGGGCCUUAAGCAGUAUAAGUACUCAGUCUUAUACAGAAGUGGUGUUGCAAGCUUUUACCACUGAGGCCAACCUAAGCCGAAUCGAAGCUAUCCAAGGAGAGAGUCAGCAAGGAAGCGGUCAUAAAGCAGGCAAGAAGCUGGAACUCUAG
This is a messenger RNA of Diospyros lotus (date-plum), 681 nucleotides long. RefSeq lists its product as uncharacterized. NCBI's taxonomy places the organism in Eukaryota, Viridiplantae, Streptophyta, Magnoliopsida, Ericales, Ebenaceae. Bases 1 to 681 code for a protein of 226 amino acids. The record is from RefSeq and is a predicted model, not a curated record. The transcript has 2 exons.